Eremomyces bilateralis CBS 781.70 is the source of this 2508-nucleotide messenger RNA. Its product is annotated as P-loop containing nucleoside triphosphate hydrolase protein. The record is from RefSeq and is a predicted model, not a curated record. Bases 424 to 2397 code for a protein of 657 amino acids. The transcript is spliced from 5 exons. Gene Ontology annotation, biological process: translational elongation. NCBI's taxonomy places the organism in Eukaryota, Fungi, Ascomycota, Dothideomycetes, Eremomycetales, Eremomycetaceae. Gene Ontology annotation, molecular function: GTP binding; GTPase activity; translation elongation factor activity.
CUAUUAUCGAAUCAUUGAAUGACUAGGUACUCCCCCAGCCGUCUAGUCAUCGAUGCAGCGGUUGGCUUUAGACUCCGAUCCUUUAGCACUGCCGUAUAUCAGUCAGGUUCCUUAUGAUUCCACCUCGAGCUCUGCUGUGAGUCAAUCGUCCGGUGUCAUAAUUACUGGCUGGUAGCCUAUGUGGAAGCAACCAAUGACUCCGUCAAGGUGAAGCUUCAGGUUCAACUGAAAUACCGGUGCUGCGCCGGAUUCACCUGCUCCAUCCCGACUCAUCCUCUCUUCCUAGAAUCAUUCCUCUAGUAAAUGCAUUGAUGCUACUAAAAUCAAUGUGCUCUCUCGCAUAUCGACACCGGGACAUUAUCUGGCCAGCACGAAUACGCAUACGAACCCUUCCAAUAACUUGAAAAGUCCUGUCUCGGAAGAAUGACACGGAAUCAAAGGGCGUCCGUAUCGGAUCGCCGAAAAGGCGAAUCGGCUUUGAGCGACUUCGCCGACUACGUCCAACGACAGCAAUCCAGGCGCCAACCUCAAGGUGCUUCAAUACCAGGCACUUCAGCAAGGAAUGGAGCGAUUGAGGAUCACGAUGAACUUGCUAUACUCGACACCCUGAACCUCUCCGACGAAUCCAAACGCGUCCGCCUAAAACAGCUCCUCCUCGACAACGAUCCUGACACCAUGGAACAGUCCAUAAGGGACCUGGUGGAGUAUGUCAAGGGAAGGAUAGCUGAAGGACAUGGCGAAGUGAUUUUCGACCUCGGAUUGGAGGACAAUGGCGACACAAUGGGCUUCAAUGCGACCGAGUGGAGCUUUGCCCUCGAUAGAGUCAAGGACGCCACUGAAAAGGCUGGCGCCGACAUGCGGAUAAUCAUGACUCGCAAUAUCAGCGACGCUGGCGACAAGAAAGGUGGGGUUGUCGAGGACAAGUGGGAAGGCGAUGAGAAAGUUGAAGUGGGACCGUUCUCCGCCAAGGAUACUUCGUGGACCGGAAAAGCGAUGAUUCGGCGGCGACCCAAAGACAUGGACGAUGUCAUAGAGCUUCGGGUCGCCGUGGUAGGGAAUGUCGACGCAGGCAAAAGUACCAUGUUGGGUGUGUUGGUGAAGGGUGGACUUGACGAUGGCCGUGGAAAAGCACGAGUUAACCUCUUCCGGCACAAACACGAAAUCGAGAGCGGUCGGACCUCUUCCGUCGGUAUGGAAAUCAUGGGCUUCGAUACGAUGGGGAAUGUCAUCCAGUCCACUGUUCCAGGCAGGAAACUCUCCUGGGAAGAGAUCGGAAAACGGUCCACGAAGGUGAUCUCAUUUACUGAUCUUGCUGGUCACGAGCGGUACCUUCGAACUACGGUCUUUGGGCUUCUCAGCAGCGAGCCGAAUUACUGCUUGCUGAUGGUAGCGGCCAACAAUGGUUUGAUUGGCAUGUCAAAAGAACACCUGGGGAUCGCCUUGGCCUUGAAUGUCCCAGUCAUGGUGGUAAUCACCAAAAUUGAUAUUUGCCCUCCACAUAUCUUGGAGCAGACCAUCGCGCAACUCACGAAGAUCCUCAAAUCUCCCGGAGCCCGCAAAAUCCCGAUUUUCAUCAAAACACGUGAGGAGUGUAUCAACACAGCAACCCAAUUUGUCUCUCAUCGGAUAUGUCCGAUUUUCCAGGUCUCAAAUGUCACCGGUGAGAAUCUUCCGUUGAUACGGCUUUUCUUGUCUCUACUACCGCACCAUGGCAACUACAACCCGAACGCGCCACUGGAAUAUCAUAUCAACGAUACUUUCUCUGUACCGUUCGUUGGCACCGUGGUGUCUGGGGUAGUGAAGUCCGGGGUUAUCCAUUCGGGCGACACCAUCCUGGUCGGUCCGGAUUCAACGGGUGCAUUCGCAACCACGAAAGUGCGUUCCAUCGAGCGAAAACGGAUCCAAGCUGCUGUUUGCAGUGCCGGACAGAGCGCUUCAUUGGCGCUUCGUGGGAUCAGGCGGAAAGAUGUGCGUAAAGGCAUGGUGGUGCUGCACAAGCCCGAUCCGCAAUCCACCCUCCCCCCUCCGAAGGUCUACCGCGAGUUCAUCGCCGAGGUGCUCAUCCUGAGCCACGCAACAACCAUCAAAACCAAGUACCAGGCAAUGCUCCACGUCGGUCCCGUGAGUCAGACUUGCGCGAUCAUCGACAUUGACCGUGCGUAUAUUCGGACAGGCGAUCGAGCCACCGUUGCCUUCCGGUUUGUCCAGCGUCCGGAGUAUUUGAAUGUGGGUGAUCGGAUACUGUUCCGUGAGGGGCGCACGAAAGGGCUGGGCAUUGUCAAGGCGCUGGGAUAUGAUCCGGCGAAGCCUUUGAACCCCGACCUGCCAAACGAGAACGCCUCUGCUCCCGCUGCGUCGGGGUCGGGAGGAACGCAGACUGUGCAGGUCAAGGGGUGACCGGGUAGCCUAGACUUUUGAAAGUUGAAUGAAUGAAAUGCACUAAUGUCUCUUGUGUUAUCUCCUUAUGAACAAGGUGUAUAUAUGGUGAAGCACUCCCGAAUGCCUGCC